Blastocystis hominis is the source of this 324-nucleotide messenger RNA. RefSeq lists its product as hypothetical. The transcript has 2 exons. Bases 1 to 114 code for a protein of 37 amino acids. Lineage: Eukaryota; Bigyra; Opalinata; Blastocystidae. The record is from RefSeq and is a predicted model, not a curated record.
AUGGAAUCCGCGCACAACGCCGUGCUUUUCCUUGGUUUGUCAGUUUUGGUUAAGGCUUGCUAUGGUCAUUCGCUGAUUCAGGUCCUAGUGGCUUGCGAUUGUGUGGUUCAAUGACUAGGGAAAUUCUCCGGACCUAAAUGGCAGAAAGUGCCGUUCCGAAAGGAAUAGUAGCAACUUCUGGUUCAUGGCUACGAUAUGCUGAGUCUACGUUCUGGGUGUUGUGAAUUGGUCGUUUUCAAAGUAAUGCAAGCAACCUUCGGAGGGUUUUCGAGACCCUCCGAGGGCGAACUCAACGGAGCUUACUCUAACCAAAACUCAUCGAAU